AUGGAUCCUAACCUUCAACAUCCCAUCGAUCUGUUCGACACGCACACAAAAAUAUCGCAAGCCUCAUGCGACAAGUACGCAGAGAAAGUUCUAGGCCAACCAGUCCACCCGCUAGGUUGGCAAGGCUGUCACAGCUAUACAGUCGAGUCACAAGAUGAGCAUACUGUCAUACAAUUCAGAUCGGCAGAAUCCCCACUGGUUGAAAGCACUGUCAACCUUGCAAAGAAAGUACAUCCCAAUCUGGUGCCAACGAUGGAGUACUUGGGCUUCUUUGACGAUACUUCUGUCACUGUUUGGAAGAUGAGCAAGAUUCCCGGUUUCGGCUUCGCUUAUGUCCUGGACGAUGACGAUGUUGACAUCAAGACAAAACUGCCAGCGACGGUAACAGAUAUGGCGAAGUAG
This is a messenger RNA of Aureobasidium musti, 402 nucleotides long. NCBI's taxonomy places the organism in Eukaryota, Fungi, Ascomycota, Dothideomycetes, Dothideales, Saccotheciaceae. The record is from the annotation of a GenBank genome assembly.